GGUGCUUAAUGCACGAUGUCUUUGGCUGCACGUUGUGUUCUGAACAAAGGCAACCUACUAAAAAGACACCUAUUAGUUGGAUUUGUAACUGGGCAAAAAAGAACACUAAAGAUUGGAAAUGAACUUCCGUCAGUAAACCUUUACGAAGAAUCACCUAAGGAUACUGUUAACAUCCUAGACUUGUUCAAAGGGAAAAGAGGAGUACUAUUUUCUGUGGUGGGCGCCUUCACUCCUGGCUGUACAGAGGUUCAUCUCCCUGAUUACCUGGACCACUAUGAAAAAUUUAAAAAUGAAGGCUAUGACCUUAUCUGCUGUGUAGCUGUCAAUGACCCUUUUGUGAUGUCUGCCUGGGGGAAACAGGUGAAGGCUGAAGGAAAGAUUCGAAUGUUGGCUGACACUCAGGCAGAAUUUACAAGGGCCAUCAGCAUGGAGCUGGACUGCCGGAAAAUCAUGGGCAACAUAAGAUCUAAGCGAUAUUCGAUGGUGGUGGAGAACGGUGUCAUUCAGAGCAUCAACACCGAGCCGGAUAACUCUGGACUUUCCUGUCUAUUGUGUAUCAAAAACUACAGAUCAAACUUUAAACCGGGAUAAUUUCUUUACAAAUCACAUACAGCCAGAAUCAAAUGAUGGCUGUUUGUUUUUGUGUUUAUUUAAACUAUAGUGGUAGCUUUUUGAAAGCUUCUCUCUCACUUUAUUGCAUUUUAUAUCUCUUGUGAACAUAUACAUCGAUAUAGAUACAUUUAUUAUUAAAUUAAUAAUUGAAAAAAGAUCUGACACAAGUUGCUACCGAUGUCGUAAACAUUUAUCCCUGUGUCUACCAGCAUGCUCUGGUUCAAAUGCUGGCAAACGUUGUAGACCCCACGGCUAGCACAGCCUGUCAGAAUGAGUUAAUAUAACAUGUGUGUUCUACAUAAAUAGUCUUUUUCUUUGCCACUUUCAUGAGUUGAAUUUGUGAUAAAAUUUAAUAUUUCAUACAUAAAAAAUCUCUAACCUCCAUAAGUGAUCCAUUCUCUU
Molecule: messenger RNA, 1014 nt
Organism: Mizuhopecten yessoensis (Yesso scallop)
Lineage: Eukaryota; Metazoa; Mollusca; Bivalvia; Pectinida; Pectinidae
Product: peroxiredoxin-5, mitochondrial-like
Exons: 6
Coding region: 16-591 (191 amino acids)
Biological process (GO): cell redox homeostasis; hydrogen peroxide catabolic process; cellular response to oxidative stress
Cellular component (GO): cytoplasm; peroxisome; mitochondrion
Molecular function (GO): thioredoxin peroxidase activity
Source: RefSeq, a predicted model, not a curated record